This is a messenger RNA of Mytilus californianus (California mussel), 4137 nucleotides long. RefSeq lists its product as uncharacterized. Gene Ontology annotation, molecular function: protein binding. Bases 104 to 2977 code for a protein of 957 amino acids. The transcript has 24 exons. The record is from RefSeq and is a predicted model, not a curated record. Gene Ontology annotation, biological process: signal transduction. Lineage: Eukaryota; Metazoa; Mollusca; Bivalvia; Mytilida; Mytilidae.
UAGGGAAACUCCAAUUUUUUAACUUUCGAUAUCGACCAAAAUGAAGAAAGUCGCAUAACUUGCUUGCAGCAUUAGACCUGGUCUGUAGUUGAGCAACGAUAAAAUGAGUAAACGGAAAGCAGAUGGAGUAGACAUGGUAGAGGACAGUACAAUAAGUGCAGAACAGAGUACACUAAGUGCAGUACAGAGUACACUAAGUGAAGAGGCAAAAAUUUAUAUUGGACCACCACCUCCUCCAGCCAGUGGAGCACCACCAAUGCCACCACAUGGUGGACCACCACCACAAAUAAUACGGCCUCCACCACCCAGGCCAGAACAUUUCGAACCUUACAAUCCAGAAGCACCAGCCAUGAGCAGGCCUCCACCAUAUUGGACUGGACCUCCUCCACCACUUGGUGGUCCACCUCCGCAAAUACCUCCUGGGAUGUUUAUGAUGCAUGGCCCUCCCCUUCCUCCAAACUUGAACCAGCAGAGACCAAGGGACCUUGUUAAUAUACAAACUAUGCCUAAUCAAAGAAAUGAGGAGUACUACAGAAGAUUUAAGACGAACAGGAGAAUACUUGAGGAGGCACGGAGAAAAGUUGAGGAGGCACAGAGAAAAUAUGAGGAGGCACAGAGAAAACAUGAGGAGGAAAUGAGAAAACAUGCAAUGAUUUUAGGAACAUCUAAAAGAGGUAGUCUUCUUCAACUUUUAUCUAAUGAUUUAGUACCAUCGUUUGAUAGUCGAAUUUUAGUAGUUGGAGCUUAUGAAGCUGGAAAAACGACUCUUGUGUCGAAUUUAAUCGGUAUAGGUAUCCCUAGAGAGAGACAGAGUACUGAUGGAAUAGAUGUGUACUUCGGAAAAUUGUUGUUUGAUAUGAAGACGCAAACACUUUUAAAAAAAACGAAGGGUAUCCACAAUUUUCCUAAAGCAAUUUACCAAAAGAUUUUAUCAUAUCUUAAAUCAGUUGAGAAAGAAGAUGUCAUACCAGGGAAAACUCAGCCCGAUAUUCCAAACGAUGAUGUAUUACAAAAACUUUCUGACAAAAUAGAUGAUUAUGAAGAUGCCGAUUCCAUAGAUUUGUAUGGUGAUCAGGAAGUUAUUCCAAUUCCUGUUUUAGAUUUCGCAGGGCAAAUAGUUUACCACGCAACCCAUCAAACAUUUAUUACUGCACAUGGAAUUUAUCUUAUCACAUUUAAUGGCAGCAGAGAGUUGGACGACCCUCUAAGUGACAAAGAAGAUGAAAGAAAGACAACAAUACUUGAAAAUAUCAGACAAUGGGUUUCAUCAAUUCUUCUGUACAGCCAUCCUGAUAAUAAAGAUUAUCCAAGAUUGAUGUUCGUAGCAACCCACAAAGACCUUGUCUGUGAGGAAGACGUACCUAAUAAGCGAUUACAACUGCUAACUUCUUUAUCAAACUGCUUUACUGAUGAGAAUAUAAAGAGCCAUCUUAUGGUACAAAAACUUUUCUUUGUAAAUGCCUUGAAUGAGAACGACCCUGAGAUGGAAGAAUUAAGAGCAUGCGUAUCAAAGACUAUAACUGAAAAUCCACAGUGGGGACAGAGGGUGCCAAAACAGUUUCUCAUCCUUGAGAUGAUGUUUGCAGCAUUAGUAGAAGAGGGGAAAUAUAUAAUUAGUUUUGAAGAUGCAGUAAAAAUGAAUACACAAAUUGGUGUCGAAUCACUUUCUUCGACAGAUUUGAAAUUAUUUCUACGUGUACAGAAUAUUUGCGGCAAGAUGACAUAUUUUGAUUAUCCAAACCUCGAAAACUACAUUGUAAUUAACCCAACUUGCUUAAUUGAUGUCUUAAAGUCCAUUGUAACAGCUGUUCCAUCGAUUACAAGCUUACAGCGCGGACGUCUUACAAAAUCUGAUUUGACAAAGAUCUGGAGUUCAGAAAAAUUUUCCCACUUUCUGCAACAUGAGGAGUAUUUCCGCCAGCUUUUGGUUCACUAUGACAUUCUGUCAGAAAUGAAACGUUACGAUAAAGAAAGUGGAAAAAAGAUGUCUGUGGAUUGUUAUCUUCUACCUUGUAUGAUAACGAAACAAAAUACGACUACCUAUGUCGAAAGACAUGUACAAUCUAGCAAAUGUAUCGGCUUUGUAUUCGAUUUUAGGGAUUCACAUGUUCCAGAUGCAAUACCAAGCAGACUGAUAGCAAGCAUUAUCAGUAUCUGGAAUAUCAAGCGUUAUAAAGAUGAAGAUUUGCUUUUCUCUAAUUUCGUAGUGGUUGUCCUGGAUAGAAAACAUGAUUUAGUGGUGAAGACUGAAAGCAACAAAAUAGCGGUAUAUCUUAAACACAAGGACAGAAGAGAGAUGAUAAUCAAAGACCUUGCCUCCUCUGUACGUCAGUGUUUAGAGCAGAAUCUGGCUAGAAUUUCUGAAGUGUACUCUCUGUCCUUCACAAGUGAUAGCACUUCAAAGAAAUAUGUUCCAUUUGAUGUAAAGUUGAAAUCUGGAUGUCCGUCACAAGAUUGCUUAUUGAUUCCUGAAAGUUUAGACGGAAUUGACACUGAAUGGAUAUGUGACAACCAUGGGUUCAGAACACCAAAGUCUGAAUUAGAUAUUUGGUACACUGACAGGACACUCUUACGGUGCACAGAUUCUUGUCAAGGUGUUCUAGAAGCAGUUCUAUCUAUGUUACUCAACGAUUCGCAGCUGCUUCGCAUUUGUAACAGUUUAACGAAGGAAGAAGUUCGUAGCUUGGCAGUCAAUCUUGGAAUAACUUUCCCAGAAUUUGAUGCCAUUGAUACUGAUUCAACUUCCAUGCUGAAGUUUUAUAGCCUUCGUAUGUGUCGGGAGAAGAACAAAUCAUGUAAAGAUUUUGUCAAGGCCAUGGAGGCUGCUGAAAUCAACAGGCAUACAAUGUGUCAGAUUCUACGACAGGAAGAAGUGGCUACUGAUUUACCUGAUAAGAUUCUUAAUCUGCCGCCAAGUGAUGAGAUACUUGACAGAUUGUGUCUUCGUAUUGGUAAGGAGUGGAUGGCUCUUGGCUGAGAACUUGGAAUUGAAAUAGAACGUCUGGAACAGAUAGAAUACGACAACCCAAAAGUACUCCGUGAAGUCAGUAGGCAAAUGUUAUAUUGCUGGAGGAACAAAGAGGAUGACUCAACAAUCAGAGAGCUACUCCAUGCUUUAGAAAGAUCUGGUAGGAAUCCACAUCUGAUUACAGAAAUUUUAGAAAACUGUGAAAAUUACCCCAAAUUACCCAGCAAACACACGACGUACUCCCGACGUCGGUUAAUGGUCGUCUGAACGUCAUGUCUUCAGUUUACGUCGUACCAACGUUGUGGGAACGUAAAAACCCAACGUUGGAUGCAGACGUACAGACGACGUUAUAAAAUUACGUCGAAUUUACGUAAAUUUAGUACCCUGUCAGGACGUAACAUUUUAUUACGUUGUGACAACGUACUUAUAACUGUCAUAAUCCGACGUAACAUUUUGUUACGUCGUAUCAACAUUAUAAUAACGUAGUGAACAAACCCUGUGAAUACCAGUGACACAUUUAAAUCUGGUUUUAUGGAACGAAUUUUGUGGUUAUGAGUCUUACUGGAUAUAUCAUUCACAUUCACUAGAAUAUAUUCACGAUUUUUUCGAUUUUCAAAAUAUCCCCCUUUUUUCCCGCACAGACAUAAUUUGCACCAAAAUGUCCAAGAAAAUCCAAUUUUAAUGUUCUAAUAUAUAUAUAUUUUAUAUGAAUAUUUAUUGUUUAAUAUAUCAUUAAAGUUUUGUCAUCAUUUAUUAUUUUAAUUUCAUAAUCGGUUUUUUACGAUCGGUUAUAAUAGUGGAACGUUCAGCAGUACUCGGGUUUUACCACUGCAUACUAUGAAAAGUCUGAGCAUGCGCACUUUCACCGCUUGGUUUUUAAAAACAGUGAUAAAACUUGCAGUGAAAUUUAGCUCGAUCCAGAUUCGAGAACAAAGAAAAAGAGUCUUGUAUAAAAAUCCACAGAUCCAAUGUGUCUGAGGUUGAGGAAUGCAUUGCAGUAACAGUAAGCAUGCACCAGCUAGCUCAAAAAGAUGGACCAAGAUAUAAAAAGAGACCUGAAACCAACACAAGACCAGCUGAUCAGAGGGCAGAAAACCAAAAUUUGGAAUGACAUGUAUACAACCAACACAAGACUAAAAUUUGGAAUAAAAAUUUAAAAAAUGCAGAAA